Messenger RNA from Pieris macdunnoughi, 456 nucleotides. The record is from the annotation of a GenBank genome assembly. NCBI's taxonomy places the organism in Eukaryota, Metazoa, Arthropoda, Insecta, Lepidoptera, Pieridae.
AUGGCCCCCAGAAAAAACAAAGUUGCAAAAGAAGAGGUGCAAGUAACUCUUGGACCACAGCAUUUGGCUGGUGAGACCGUUUUUGGAGUUGCACACAUAUUCGCUUCUUUCAAUGACACCUUCGUUCACGUUACGGACUUGUCUGGCCGGGAAACCAUCGCCAGGGUGACUGGAGGCAUGAAAGUCAAGGCUGACCGUGAUGAAGCUUCACCUUACGCCGCUAUGUUGGCCGCCCAAGAUGUUGCUGAAAAGUGCAAACUUCUUGGAAUCACAGCUCUACAUAUUAAGCUCCGCGCCACUGGCGGUAACAAAACCAAGACCCCAGGACCUGGUGCACAGUCUGCUCUCAGAGCUCUGGCCCGUUCAAACAUGAAGAUUGGCCGCAUUGAGGAUGUCACACCAGUGCCAUCUGACUCCACCAGGAGGAAGGGUGGUAGACGUGGUCGCCGAUUGUAA